GGAAAGGAAGGAGACUUAUUGAUUGGCUGUGACUGGGGGGCCAAUAACUUCUGCUUGUUCUCAGCCUGAUGAUCCGGGCCGGACUGUGAGGGUCUCUAAUCUGACAGUUAGUGCUCCCCCCUCCCUGCUGUGGUGCCUCCGCCUCCCUCUCUACCCGGGAACACCCUCCCCCUCCCUCCUUUACUCAAUUGCUCGGAGCUGCUGGCGCUGCCAGACUUGGGACUGUGCUGCUUCCCGGCGCUCUCUCGGAUUAUCCUCUGCUUCUUCCCUCCAUUGGACCGGUACAGAACCAGGAUUUACACAGGUGGAUUUAGUUCUGUUUAUCCGGACAAUGUGUCUCAGGGACCCGGCUCACAGUGAGCCGCCUGCAGCCUUGGAACGGAACCGGUACCGGGACUUUGUGUAGUGAGCUGCCUGUGAGCACUAGAACAGGGGCAAGCAGAAGAGUGACCUAUGGAGUUCCAUGGACAAUAGAUGUAAAAACGAGGCACAAAGAAGGUCCAGCCAAUGACAGCCGGGAUCCCAAGACAAUCGGUUGAUGCAGCUCAUUGUUUCUGAAUCUGAGGUCGCCCCUACCCCGAUGCUCACAUGGUUGAGAGUAUGACGUCACUCUGUAAUGGCUGUGAGAAUGGCACAAUAGCUAAUUCUCAAGCUAUAGAUAAUGGCGACACAAGAACUUUAGCUGAUGGCACUGGCCAUGGUGGCGAAUCCAGCACCAACAAUGAAGAUCUGCACGAUGAUAAUCAGAACUCUUCUAAACUUGUCUACUUUUUUACCACCUCGAAACAACGGACCAACCUGAAUAAUGAACGCCCCCGUUCCAUGAUGGCUGUGGGCAACUCGUCGACCUGGAAUGCUUUGUCUUCCUUGAGAAAGAUGGGCUCCUUCAAGAAAUUGAAGUCAUCCGUUCUGCAGGGAAUCCAAGCGAAAGAAAAUGCUAAUAUUAUAAGUGAUAAUGAAACAGAUGUUCAGAAGUGUAAGCCCAGCAGAAUGCCUUUAUCAAAGUCUAUGCAGGACGGAUAUAAUUUGGCCGAUGGGUUACAGUCUGAUGGAUCAGAUGCCGAGGAAACAGAUAAUGCCUUCUUGAGAAGUACUCAUCGAUCUCGCAGCAUCCGGCGUGCCUAUGGAUCUGGCCGUAUUAAUUUAUCAGAUACAGACAAAGCUUCUUCAUCGCAGAGCCCACUCAGGCCCUUGUCACCAGUUCGCCAGGAGCACAGUAAUUGUGAAAUAAUAGUGAAAGAUUUAAAAGGCAGUCAGGUUAUUUACAGGCGGAGUAAAAGUACGGACAAUUUGAAUUUCCUCAAAAAGAGUUCAUUUAAGCGGAAAUCUACCUCCAACUUAACAGACAUUAAGUCCAACAGCGAGAAAGAGAUAGUACAAAAGGCGCCACUAAGCACUCCAGAUUCAGAUAGAAUGGACACGACUCCAGAAAGAAGGUCAAAGAGAUGGAGAAGUCCUAUUAGGGCAAAAGACUUUGACAGGGUAUUGAAAAUAAUGAGCAAUGUCACCGAUGGGCAUUGGAAAAGAGAGGGGAGUAGGUGCACAUCUCCGGCCCCCGAGGAAUCCCAUAGAAGUAGGCCCAACAGUCGCUUGCAUGACGAUUACUCCAGAAGAGUGUCCAGCAGUGCUGACACUGAGAGACGGAAGUCCGCUAUUAGUGCUCCGUCCCCAGUUCCUUUGGUUGUAUGUCGUCUUAGCUAUACCGACUCCAACAUGGAUUAUCCGGACUCUGAAACUCAAGUGAAAUCUGCAGAGAGUAGACAGUGUUCUGGAAGCCUCUGUACGGAACCCUCUAAUAAAUCUGAUACAAGCAGUAGCUUAAACCAGUUGGAUAAUGAGGUUUUCUAUGCAGACGGUGAGGAACCAAAACCUCACACUCCCUCUGCCACCGGUACCCCUGUCAGACCCACCGCUCCUAAGCCUCAGAGCCCCAGUAUGGAACUGUACAAAUCAGCCAUUUCCAUCCAUUGCCAAAAUCACAGCACUUUGUCACUGAGCUCAAUGGAAAGUGAUGAAAGAACCGAACCAACUGCCCCUAAGGUUGAGCGGAGCCCCCCGUCCUUUAAAGACUCCACAAAGCCAAGUUACUAUGAUGAUGGCAAUGAAGAUAGUGGAAUCAGCAGCCACUCUCAGCUGAGUCUCAAUGCAGUCAGUGAAGAGAAACAAGAAGAGGUUGUCAAUGAGGAACCUGUCAAGAAACCUCCACCGCAAGAUGACGAAAAAAAGGCCGAUCCUCAGAAGGUGGCAUCUCGAAAAUGGAAUUCUGCCAAAUGCAGGUCUCGGCAGAGGCCGCUGUCAGACUACGGUCAGUCUGCUAUCCGUAGCUUCUCCAUUCCAGAAGAUUCUGUUGCUGCAGAGUCCCAAGAAACUGAUGAUGGGAAGUGUCGAUUUCCCUCACAGUCAGAACCCCAGACACGAGAGCAUGUCCCUAAGUACCAACUGAACUGUAGAAGACGUCCCAUCUCUGUAAUAGGUGGGGUCAACUUUUUUGCAACAAGCGAGGAUGAAGAAAUGGGAGCCAUGCUUCAACAACCAGUUCCUCGGCCCCCAAUUCCAGCCCACAAGGUUCCUCCAUAUAAGGCUGUCUCUGCCCGUUUAAGACCUUUUGCCUUGUCCCAGAGCACGCCCAUAGGCCUAGAUCGAGUUGGACGUCAACAACAGCUAAGGGCUUCUAACAUUUCAGCAGAUGGCGGGGCGGAGGCUUCUGCUUUGGUUGAUGACAAUGGGAGCGAGGAGGACUAUAGCUAUGAAGAACUUUGCCAAGGCAAUCCCAGAUACCUGCAACCAGGAGGAGAGCAGCUAGCAAUUAAUGAGUUGAUCAGUGAUGGCAGUGUGGUGUAUGCAGAAGCUCUGUGGGAUCAUGUCACCAUGGAUGAUCAAGAACUUGCCUUCAAAGCAGGAGAGGUCAUCCGUGUUCUUGAGGCUUCUAAUAAAGACUGGUGGUGGGGAAGAAUUCGGGAUCGCGAGGCAUGGUUUCCUGCUAGCUUCGUCCGGUUACGUGUCAACCAGGAGGAUGUGUCUGAAAACUCUUGUAGCUUCCAUGAAGAAGAUCAUGACAUGACUGUUUCAAAGUCCCGCCAUAAGAAUGCUGAGAACAUGGACCAGAUGAGGGCUAAUGUUGUUCGGGAAAUAAUGGACACAGAGCGGGUCUACAUCAAGCAUCUAAAAGAUAUAUGUGAGGGUUACAUCAAGCAGUGUCGGAAACAUACCGGCAUGUUUACAGAAGGGCAGCUCAACACCAUCUUUGGAAACAUUGAAGAUAUUUACAAAUUCCAGAAGAAGUUCUUAAAGGAUCUUGAGAAGAAACACAACAAAGAUGAACCUCACUUGAGUGAAAUUGGGGACUGUUUUCUCAAUAAUCAAGAUGACUUUUCCAUCUACUCCGAGUACUGCAACAAUCAUCCCAAUGCGUGCUUGGAGCUGUCCAACCUGAUAAAACAAGGGAAGUAUCGGCACUUCUUCGAGGCCUGCAGGCUUCUGCAGCAAAUGAUAGACAUUGCUAUUGAUGGCUUCCUACUGACCCCAGUGCAGAAGAUCUGUAAAUACCCACUGCAGCUAGCUGAGUUACUGAAGUACACAACCCAAGAGCACAGCGAUUACAGCAAAAUAAAAGAAGCCUACGAAGCCAUGAAAAAUGUUGCCUGUCUAAUAAAUGAGCGGAAAAGGCGGUUGGAAAGCAUAGACAAGAUUGCCCGCUGGCAGGUUUCCAUUGUUGGUUGGGAGGGACAAGAUAUUUUGGCCAGAAGUUCAGAACUGAUUCACUCUGGAGAGCUGACCAUGAUAAUUAAACAAGGAAAGAGCCAACAAAGGACGUUCUUCCUCUUUGACCAUCAGCUGGUGUUCUGCAAGAAAGAUCUAUUGCGGAGGGACAUCUUGUAUUACAAGGGCCGAAUUGACAUGGACGAGAUGGAGUUUGCUGAUGUGGAAGACGGAAAGGAUCGGGACUUUAAUCUGAAUAUUAAGAAUGCAUUUAAAGUCAUGAAUCGGUUAACAGACGAGGUCAAUCUCUUUUGUGCAAAAAAACAAGAGGACAAACAGAGGUGGAUCCAGGCCUUUUUGGAUGAACGGAAGAGAGUUCAGGAUGACAAAGAUAUGGGGAUGGAGAUCUCAGAAGACCAAAAGAAGCAAGCAAUGCACAAUGCCAAGAGAUCAAGGCAAGGGAAGAUGAAAGGGGUAUCUUACAACGGAGUUCCAACUGUGCCCCCUCAUCAGAGCUUGCACCCCAUCCACCAGCGCCACAUCACCGUGCCGACCAGCAUUCCCCAGCAGCAGGUGUUUGCCCUGGCAGAACCCAAACGCAAGAAUUCUCCUUUCUGGAGCACAAUCACCAAGCUUACGCCAUUCAAGAAAUAAGUCUCCGCACUGAGAAACCUCUGCUGCCCACUAGGUGGCGUUGGAUUGGGCGCUGGGUAUUGCCAUUCAGCAGCUGGUAACCCUGAUCUAAAAGGAGAACUGUUUUCCGGACCAUGGAAUUCUUCAUCCAAGGACAAGGAGUUCAGCAUUUCAAGGUCAAAUCCCCUUGAACGGAGAAUGGAAAUCACUGAAUUCAAUGAAGGAACAAACAAAACAAAAAUGAAGAAAUGCCAAAAAAUGUGAAAGAAAACUUGACACAAAAGAGGGAUUUAUUGUGCCGUGUGUAUAAGAAUGUUUCCAUAUAAAGAUACUUCUAGUGACUAUUUAAUUUAUUGCUAUGGACUGGCUGAACUUGAUUUAGGGGUGUUUUUAAAAUUGUAAAUAUUUUAUUUUUUUUUGUAAUGAAAUUGGCAAGAUUAGCUGGCCUGUGUUUUUUUCAUGGUACUGAAUGGCAUUUGUAGCCUCAAUGCCAAAAUCUCAACAUCUUUCUGAAUGCAGCCUAUAAUGACAUGGUCUGGUUUUAUUUAUAGAGAUGUUUAUGAAAGGGGAAGUAUUCCCUGGCGCUUAGUAAGCGUUUUAAAAAUGUGUAACGUCCCCCAGCCACAUUUACUGAGCCUUUAACUUCUGCUUCCAUUCUGCAAACUGACACAGGCAGAGGGCGCAAUGCAUUGUGGGUUUCUUCUGUCAUUAGUGCAUUAGCAGGAGGUAGAAUUCCCAGCAUCCCACUGCUAGCUAAACUGACGAGCAUGCUGGGAAAUGUAGUUGCGCAACAGCAAAAGUAAUGUAAUAGUAGCAGGGGACUCUGUGUAUUUUAAAGGACAAAUUAAGCAAGGUUUUCUGGGUGCCUUUUUAUUUUAUUCUUUUUAGGCCAUAAUGAUGUAUUAUUCCACAGAUGCCAUGAUAUUCUCUGCAUGGGCGAGUGUUUUAUUCUCGUGUCGGCAACCUAAACAACAUGGCAUCCAACAGCCCCCCCCCCCCCCCAUAGACUUAGUGCAUAUAUCAUCACUCGUGUUAGCGCUUGUCAAGUGGUAGUAGCCUCAAAAAGUAUCUGUGUAUGCAGGGGCAGAUUCACUGUUUGUUUGGCUCAGACUGUACCCCAGCUCUGCCGCCAAUUCAACCCCAGCCCACACCCUUCAAUAUAAGGGAACUGGGUGACCACCUGGAUUGUCCCUAUGUAAUUCCCCACUGUGUGUCUUUAUGCUUGUCACCUGGCCAGUCAUGAUACCAGUUAUUGACAGGAAAUUAAAGUUUAUGGGGGCAUCUUUGAGCACAGUAGUGCCACAGUUCAACGCUAGAAUAAAACAAUGUUUUAAAGGGCACCUAACACCCUCAUUCUGUUUCCCACCAGAGGUGCAGGGUAAUAGAGGCCACACUUGGGUUAGGGGAUACAAUAGUUUUUUUAAAUAGCCCCUGACAGCGACACCAGGAGGGAGUUCCCGUUGCGGGCAGCCAUGUUAUGACACACACAUGCACAUAAGGAGCGAGUGCCACAACAUGCCUGUGACCGCUGCUAGGUCAGGUGCAUAAUGAGUGAGCGGCAAGCUUUACUCAUUAUGGGAAUGCGUGCCAAACAACAUGGCCGGCCCCACCAGAAGGUCCCUCCUGCUGCAGGUAGCAGCUGGCGGGAGCUAUUUUUUUCCAAGAAAAACAAAUAUGGGGGUAGUGCACUUUAAUUGUAAUCUCUGCCUAGACCGAUAGCAGUGUCCAGCUACUGCUGGAGGGCCCAAGGGUGUAUGCAAACCAGGGAAAGCCCCUGUUAGCUCAUGACAAGGUCACCGAUAUAGGAAACCAUUGGUGUAUCAGCCAUUCAUCAAUAGUUCCGAGAAUAUCUAGGGAAGCUCUCCCAUAGUGACCUUCAAGCUUGGCUUUCAGUUGUAUCUAGGAGAGCAAAUAGGCAUUCUCCCCAAAUUGCACCCUAAGGCUAAUGCCUGAUAUGGUGGAUUUAUCUGUAGACUGUGUAUCUCUAUGCUCCAAAAUGCUUAUUGAUGUGGCUUAUUGUGUUGGAUACCAGUAGGGGACUGCAUACAUUUAGUUGUGCACCCAAAUCUACUCCGGGUGCAGGUACAUCAAUAAGUAUUUUGGAGCAUAGGGGCGGAUCGUUGGCCCGCGGGCUGAGAAUCCACCAUUUUGGCACGGGUCUUACUGGCCACCUGGCUGAGCCCCCUUUGCCAUAGCUCCGUGCCCCUCUAGGGGGCAGCCCUGCAGUCUAGGAAUUGCUAUGUUACAGGCUUCUUACAAGCUGUUUUUGGGACAGACACAAUGUUUGCUAUGACUUUUACCAUUCUGCAUCUGUUUUAUAACAAUGACCAAAAAGCCUGGAACUUUCCGAAAGGUCAGGUGACUCCUGUAGCUGUUUGCUCAGGCAAAACUCUCACAUUCUCUCCCAACAAAAGGUGCGUUUUUGCACAAUAUUCCCUGCACUCUGGCGACCUUUUGUCUUUUUUUAAUCUAAAAAGUGGCUGCAUUCAUGAAAUCUUUUGUAAAUUUGACAGUUAUUCCGUUGGCGAAAAUGUAUGAUGUAUCUAAGACGUGCUAUUUAUUUUGUAUACCUAACAAUGUUCUCAUGUUCACUUAUGCCUAUUUUUCAUAAUGAAAAAAAAUCAUUGUAUUUUCUUUUUUUUUCUUUUUGGUUUCACGGGCAGAGAAAAGGACUCCGUAACCGCCGUCAAUGCAAACGAGUGUUAGCGCUGGAAUGUUUUCUUUUCGUUUCAGAGUUAAUAUGAAACUUUGUUUUGUUUUUUUUAACAUUUGUAACGUUUGUAGUUUCGGAAACUCUUUCAUGACCAAAAUGAUUUCACUGUUACAUUUCCGCGUGACAUGAAAACGUUCCAAGUGAAAUUGUUCUUGAACAUUUAAA
Xenopus tropicalis (tropical clawed frog) is the source of this 7210-nucleotide messenger RNA. RefSeq names its product spermatogenesis associated 13 (gene spata13). Bases 589 to 4353 code for a protein of 1254 amino acids. The record is from RefSeq and is a predicted model, not a curated record. The transcript has 13 exons. Lineage: Eukaryota; Metazoa; Chordata; Amphibia; Anura; Pipidae. Gene Ontology annotation, molecular function: guanyl-nucleotide exchange factor activity. Gene Ontology annotation, cellular component: cytoplasm.